AUGUCGUGUGACAUCAAGGACAUCUUACGACAGCACUACAAUGACAUCAUCAUGGACAUUAGCAUAAGUGUGAUCCUGGUGUCAUUGUCUUGGGGAUAUUGCCGAGUACUCGUACUACUUGUUGCUGGCGAUGAUUUAGUCCUUGGCACUGUUAACAAGCUUACUGGGAGAAUACUCAUUCAAUGCAGAACGCUGGCCCACAACCACACUGGACUGGGCGUGAUCAACACCGUCACUGGAGCACAGACUGCACGAACACAUGGACGGGUGACUGAAAUCAUUCCAGACGUGGGAGUGAGACAGUCUGCUUCAUCAAUGGAGGAAGCUGCAGCUGCAUUACUGGAGGAAAUAGCUUACCCCUCCUGCUGCCUUAUCCUUCUCAUAGACGGUGAAACGGCUGCCUUCAUAACUUUCAGGAGAGUUGCGGAGGCGUGGAGAGAGCGGCACGGCACAGCAAUGUUUGAGGCGUUCUCUGUUGAACAAGAUACUAAUGUAACGCGUCGCCUUUCUCAUCUAGUGCCUUUGGUGCGCCAGGUGCGUCAGUUAUCAUCAUACACGACAGUGGUAGUGGUGAGUCACGACCCGCUUUUCCUCGCCGCCUUCGCCGAGCAGUCACUGAGAGGCCGCCUGCUGGGAUGGGCGACUAAGCUGGUUGUGGUGACGCGCUUGGCUCUUCCUCUCCUUAAAACCCUUAUGCCAACCUAUUGGACAUUUUCCAUGAUGAACGCAGUUUUCCUCAGAAUUGAUGAGACGUCAUCCAGGUUAGAUGAAAUGCUAAGCCACUUACCAUACAGCGUAAACGGACCCCAAACUGUACGAGUGGCCUCGUGGACCCCUAGUAAUGGUCUUGUCGUCGACGAGGGUUUCUCUCUCUUCCAAGAAAAGUUUUCUGAUUUCUAUGGCUCAAGGGUCAAUGUGACUGCACGCCCUUACACGCCAUUCUGGAAGGAGCAAGAAGGCCCCGAGAACACCACGCUCUACUCGGGCACCGACUACUACGCCUUAACAGCCAUUGCCAAUACUCUCAAUUUCACCUUCCGCAGGUUACCUACUUCCUCCUGGGCCGAGGUUACUAGCCUGGUGGAGGAAAGAGUGUCUUUUCUGGCCUCUGUGAUAUACAUUCUCAUGCCGGACAGGCUUGAUCGAUAUGAUUUCUCAUUUGCCCAUGAAAUCAUGUCCACGGGCUUUAGUAUGGCACCGCCCAUUCUGCAACCUCAAUGGCAGGCCCUUUACUACCCGCUGUCUGGCUGGGUAUGGGCCGGGAUGCUCAUCGCACUUUUAAUCACUCCUAUUGCCUUCGUUUUGAUUUUCACACGAAUGACUGGAGACAAAGAUGAAAAUCUGUUGUUGGGAACAGUAUUCCACCAGAUGGUGGGGAUGCUGUUGGGUCAGAGCCUCUCCCACCACUUGUUCAAAACUUCUUCCACCCGAAUUCUAGUGGCUGCCUGGCUCGUGUUCGCUAUCAUCCUUGGAUCUGCAUACAGCGGCAACUUGACCGCUACCCUCACCUUGCCCAAGUAUCCUCCACGCCCAGAGACACUGAAGCAGCUGGUUGAUACUGCUGACAGAAUAACGAUGCAGCCAUACGGUCAAGAGUUUAGGAGUGUCUUUGCCAAGUCAGACUUGCCAGUAUUUCAGAAGCUGGCCCAUCUGAUGGACUUCGUACCAUCGAUGUACGAAGGUCAAAGACAAGCUAUUAGCAGAAAGCAGGCGCAUCUGGAAAACCGACGCUCCCAGCAGCACAGCAUAGCGGAAUGGUUUACGCUGCCGGAUGGGAGUGAACUGUUGUAUGUCGGUAAAGAAGACAUUGUACCUGGAGGAUCGGGAUGGCCUCUGCCUCACGACGCCCCUUACCGAGACGCCAUUGACAGUCACCUCAUGGGCGUGAUAGAGGCAGGCCUGUACGAAAAAUGGGCGGCGGACCUACUUUUCAACGUUCAGGUGGAAAGCCGCAAAAAGAAACAAGAUCAACGACAAGCGAACGUGGUGAAGGUGUCCAGUGGCCCGCAGGGGCUGUCCAUGUGUCACUUGCAAGGUGCCUUCAUCGUGCUCCUCCUGGGGAGACAAAUAAGUGACGAGGACGGUCACACCCACCCUCCGCCCCCCACAUGCCUGAACUGGUUCCCAAUGAGAAUUAAAACACAAGUGGCGUGGCUAAUGGUCUCGGUUCUGGGUCAGGCGUUUACUGGUAAAGAACGGUCUAAUGCUCAGCUUGGGAAACCUGACUGGUGUUCCAAACAUGCGUUCUGGAUUGAGCUCUUACCCGCGAUCACACUUUUAAUGCUGCUGCCCUUCAUUAGGGAGAACGUUCCAGGUCGGUGCACGGCCAAUGAACUCUUAAGGCCUCCACCUGCCGCCACGCCUCUCCCUAACUCCUGCCACCACGCCUCACGCUGUCUCUAG
Messenger RNA from Portunus trituberculatus (swimming crab), 2403 nucleotides. RefSeq lists its product as uncharacterized. The record is from RefSeq and is a predicted model, not a curated record. Gene Ontology annotation, cellular component: membrane. The transcript is spliced from 16 exons. Gene Ontology annotation, molecular function: ligand-gated monoatomic ion channel activity. The coding region runs from base 1 to 2403 and encodes 800 amino acids. Lineage: Eukaryota; Metazoa; Arthropoda; Malacostraca; Decapoda; Portunidae.